This is a messenger RNA of Zootoca vivipara (common lizard), 916 nucleotides long. The record is from RefSeq and is a predicted model, not a curated record. NCBI's taxonomy places the organism in Eukaryota, Metazoa, Chordata, Lepidosauria, Squamata, Lacertidae.
AUGCAGACAUAUGUUGCCCAACGUAGGUCUCGAACCCAUGACCCUGAGAUUAAGAGUCUCAUCCUCUACCAAUGGAGCUACAGUGGGAAAGGGACCAGGCCCGUCAACAGCUUCCUAUCGUCUUCUUUCCAAGAUGCGUCCGAAAUUGAGAAGCUGAAGGACAUAUUUGGCAGAAUGAUCUUUUUCCUGGAGGAGAAAAGCAUGGCGAAGGUUAAAGAAGCUGAGAAGCAGGUUGAAAAAGAGAUGGCACAGCUGAAAGCAGGGUUCCAGAAAGAGGCUCGCCAAUACCGAUGCUCAUCUUGCACCAUGGUGGACUGCUCGCUGCCCAUCGAUUGCCCAAUUCAGGAUGUGCAUAAAUCUGAAGGGGAUGUAACACUUCUCAGCUGCGGAGUUAAGUUUGAGAUUUCUGAAGAAGCAACCUUCCGAUGGAAAUUUGUCAAGGACAUCAGAACCAACAAAAUUUUCCUCUUCCAUGACCUGAACUUUGGAUUCAAUCCUUCCCUCCUUAUCCGCCCCACCCUGGGAUCCCACCAUGGCACUUUCGCCUGCCAGAUCGCCGAUGAGGAAGGGAUACUGGUCAGGAAGUUCUUUUACCUCAACGUGACGGAGAAGAGACUUCAUCUAGAGAAAGAGUUGCAGGAGAUGUUCAAAGCCGUCUUGAACCCCCCGCCAAUGGUAGGGGGUGCAGGUGAAACAUGGGGAGAGGAGGUGCAGAGCAACCUAACCGACUCAGAGAUGCCGUCCUUGGAAGAGAUUCUCUCUGGGCCAGACUUCCUCCACAAGAAGGUUGUUGUCUUCCUCAUCGUGGGGAUAGCCAUGAUCUCAGCGCUCGCCACUAUGAUAACAAUGUGAGUUUCGUUACAGUUCUUCCUGCACCGAGGGCUGGGAUUCCAAAAUAAAGCGACUUGCUUUAUUU